AGAGGCUCCUCGCCGGCCACGCCCCCCGGCCUCCCGGGGCCGCGAGCGCGCCGGAGGGGUGGAGCCUUCCUCGUGACCCUUCACCCCAGCAUGGCUGCGCACGUGGGACCAGUGAAGUUCUGGCGACCCGGUACAGAGGGGCCAGGUGUCAGCAUCUCUGAAGAGAGACAAAGUCUAGCGGAAAACUCUGGGACUACCGUUGUUUACAAUCCUUAUGCUGCCCUUUCUAUAGAGCAGCAGAGGCAGAAGCUACCGGUUUUCAAGCUUAGGAAUCAUAUAUUAUACUUGAUAGAAAACUAUCAGACGGUGGUGAUUGUUGGAGAAACAGGAUGUGGGAAAAGCACGCAGAUCCCACAAUACCUUGCAGAAGCUGGCUGGACAGCCGAAGGAAGAGUUGUGGGUGUGACCCAGCCUCGAAGAGUGGCUGCCGUGACAGUUGCAGGGAGAGUAGCUGAGGAAAGAGGUGCGGUGCUGGGCCACGAGGUGGGCUACUGCAUCCGCUUUGAUGACUGCACAGACCCGCUGGCUACAAGAAUUAAGUUUCUGACUGAUGGAAUGCUGGUCAGGGAAAUGAUGGUUGACCCUUUGUUAACAAAAUAUAGUGCCAUUAUGCUGGAUGAAGCCCAUGAGAGGACCUUGUACACCGACAUUGCCAUUGGCUUGUUAAAAAAGAUUCAGAAGAAGCGAGGGGAUCUCCGCUUGAUUGUGGCCUCAGCCACUCUGGAUGCAGAGAAAUUUCGGGAUUUCUUUAAUCAAAAUGAAACCAGUGACCUGACCAGAGAUACAUGCGUGAUUCUUACAGUGGAAGGCCGAACGUUUCCAGUGGAUAUCUUUUAUCUGCAAAGCCCUGUUCCAGAUUAUAUCAAGUCGACUGUGGAAACUGUGGUGAAAAUUCACCAGACAGAGGGCGAUGGAGACAUAUUAGCGUUUCUUACUGGCCAGGAAGAGGUAGAAACUGUUGUGUCUAUGCUGAUAGAGCAGGCUCGAGAGCUGGCUCGUUCUGGAAUGAAGAGACACCUCCGGGUGCUCCCCAUGUAUGCAGGACUGCCUUCCUUUGAGCAAAUGAAAGUGUUUGAACGAGUGUCACGCAGCGUCAGGAAGGUGAUAGUGGCCACCAAUGUGGCAGAAACCUCCAUCACCAUUAGUGGGAUUGUGUAUGUGAUUGACUGCGGCUUCGUGAAACUCCGUGCCUACAACCCCAGGACAGCUAUUGAAUGCUUGGUGGUGGUCCCGGUGUCCCAGGCCUCAGCCAACCAGCGAGCAGGGCGUGGUGGUCGUAACCGCUCAGGAAAAUGUUAUCGACUUUAUACAGAGGAAGCCUUUGACAAGUUGCCUCAAGCCACUGUUCCUGAGAUGCAGCGCAGCAAUUUGGCGCCUGUCAUCCUGCAGCUGAAGGCGCUGGGAAUUGACAACGUCCUCAGGUUCCACUUCAUGUCGCCUCCUCCAGCACAGUCAAUGGUUCAAGCGUUGGAGUUACUCUACGCUCUGGGAGGUCUGGACAAAGACUGUCGGCUCACUGAGCCCCUGGGCAUGAGGAUCGCAGAGUUUCCUUUGAAUCCCAUGUUUGCAAAAAUGCUGCUUGAAUCAGGAAAUUUUGGCUGUUCUCAGGAAAUCCUAAGCAUUGCGGCCAUGAUGCAGAUCCAGAAUGUCUUUGUGAUCCCCCCAAACCAGAAGUCGCAGGCAAUUCGACUACACCGAAAAUUUGCUGUGGAGGAGGGUGAUCAUCUCACUAUGCUCAACGUGUAUGAAGCAUUCAUCAAACACAAUAAGAGCUCUCAGUGGUGUCAGAAACAUUUCCUGAAUUACAAGGGUCUUGUCAGAGCUACAACAGUGCGAGAACAAUUGAAAAAGCUUCUUGUCAAGUUCCAAGUGCCCAAGAAAUCUAGUGAAGGUGAUCCGGAUCCAGUUCUGAGGUGCAUUGUCUCGGGAUUCUUUGCAAAUGCUGCGAGGUUUCAUUCCACUGGAGCUUAUAGGACUACCCGUGACGACCAUGAAUUGCACAUCCAUCCUGCAUCAGUCCUCUAUGCAGAGAAGCCGCCUCGCUGGGUUAUCUACAAUGAAGUCAUACAAACCUCCAAGUAUUAUAUGAGAGAUGUGACUGCUAUUGAGUCUGCUUGGCUGUUGGAGCUGGCUCCACACUUUUAUCAACAAGGAACGCACCUGUCCCUGAAAGCCAAAAGGGCCAAGGUCCAGGACUUGUGAGCAGAGCUCAGCUGCAGCGGGCAGGGGCUGCUUGGUGUCCUCUCCUUCCUGUUGCUGCCCACCUGGCCCCAGGGGUGGGCUGGCAUGGGCUUAUGUGGAACCUUCAGCUGCUCUGAGGUGGGCCUCAGCCUGUCCACUAGCCCCUUCCUUCCCACUCCCCCAGCAUUACCCUCCUCACUGGGAUCCUGGACGAGUUUCUGCAUGGGCAGGCAUCACGCUGCGCCACAGCAGGCGUCAGGGGCGCUGCACCCAGGCAGGUGGGAGUCGGCAGGCCGUGCGCCUUGGCUCACUUAGCACGCUCACUAGCCCAGCAUGCACCUCAGGCAGGCGCACAGCCCUGGCCCAGCUGGAUGGGAAACAAGGAGGAACGUUAGCCACUCACUGAAGGCUGAAGCGGCUUGUGGGAUGGACAGAGAACAGAGGACCUGCUGGGGCCACGGCUUUAUCAGCGCUGCCAGGGGUAAACAAGCCUGGAUUAGGGAAGGGAUGAGACCUUGGAAACACUGGGGAUUUCUGCCAAAAUCACUGAGGAGCGUGUCUGGCAGGCCCAGGGCCUCCCAAACCAAGCUCCUGGUUUUCCUCUGCCGUGUCCCUGUUUCUCCGCAGCCAGGAGGCUUGCCGAGGGAUUGGCGAUGGACAAAGAGAACUGUGCCCUGCUCCUUGUUGGCAAAGGAUUUAUCUCUUUCCCAAGUGGGCUUAGUUUCCUCUCAGUACGAUGCCACAUCCAGCUGCCACUGGCAGAGCACUAGUGAAAGCUUCUCAGCUCAGACCCCAAGGGGUCUUCUUUAGCAGGAAUUCACAGCUGUGUAGAUGGCCUAAACUUCUGUAGCUCAGGAACAGAACCAUUGCGUAUUUGUGUUUUGUUUGUUUAUCUGCUUGGUUUCUUGCAAGAACUCAUGGGGUGGCUGUUCCAGCAGGCACUGGUGUCACCGUUGCCCCCUGGCUUCUUUGCUCUGGAGGCGUUCGCUUUCAGCACAUUGACUGUUACAGACCCUCUCCCCACCCCCUUACGUUUUCAGUGACGUUUAUUUUAAAAACACGUAGCUUGAGAAUUUAUUUUUGUACUGACAUUAGUUUGGAUAUGCCACUUUGGGCACCAAACAUACGUCAUUUUUAUUUUCAUUUUAUAAACAGGUAAAUAAUAGUGAUACCUCGUUAAUAAUAGUAAAACUUUAUACCUAAAAUAAAUGUAUCCCCUCCCAUCCAUGGCUUUUGUGGUCUCUAUUUUAAGAUGGUCCGAUUAAUUGUUCCAAGUGAAGGUCUCCCAGUAGCUAAGAAGCCUGAUGCUGUGGCAUACAGCAGGUGUUGGGGUCACGUGAACCCAGGAAGCCCUAUAAAGCAAGAUUGUGUGACUGAAUAUCCUUGAGACCUUAUUAGCAAACCAUGGUGGAGGGGCUUUUUCAGUGAAGUCCCAAAGAGGAGUUAAUGCGUGCCAGCUUCCCACUGGGAUCUUUCUGUACAGAAGGUGGUAACUUACUGUGUUUGAAGUCUGGCCUUAGGGCCGGUGCCGAUCCUAAUAUGCUUCUUUUGGGGUCAAAGGUGGAAAGGGUGCAGGACCCACACCCUCUGGGGUUUGAGACUGAGAUCCAAACAGUCCACAGGGGAGCAGCCUGGAGCGAGUCCAUCUUUCCUUGUUGCCCUAUCUUUGGGGGCACACCUGUACCCCCUGUGCCACUGCCUCUCUGGGGGCAGCCUUCGCCAGGCUAGGCCUCUGAGCUUUGAAUCCUGUUAGGUGUCACAGCCCAUGAUGGGUGGGAAUGGACCCUCAUUGUCAGAGGCCUGCAACUGCAAUGUCCCAUGUGGCCUUGGCCAAAGGUCCCUUUAGACCUAUGUCAAGAACCACAGAGCCCUGUCAGGGGUGGUGCCCCAGCCAGCUGAACGACAGGAGGCCCCUGCAAGGCCCUGGCUCCUCUCUGAGCCCCCACACAAGACCAGCAGAGCCUGAUGGCCUGGCAACUCACAAGACUUUGUCCCCAAAGUAAUUCCUCAGGAAUCCGUCCCCUUGGGCUCCAUAGUUUUUCAUGUGUUAGUGAAUUUUCCCACUAUACUGCUGUGUCUUCCUUCUGAAGCCAGGAGCUUGGUGAGGGGUGGGGAUGGAGGAGAGUGUGUGCUGGAAAACUCCAGAGGCCCAGAGAUGGGGGUUUCUCACGUGGGUGGCUUACAUAGACCCUGCUGGUUCUCUCCUGCAGCUGGCUUCCCUGUGGGCUAGAUGUUGCCAUUACAGGAGUCCCCUGGCUCAGCCAACCUGGGGCUUCAGUGCUCCUGUUGGUCACCAGGUCUAGUCAGCAGAUGUUUGCUGGACACCUGGGCUUUGUGCACAGCACGGGGGUGGUGUGGAGAUGCGUGCGUUGGGUGAAUGGAUGAGUGGGCCAGGGUGGAGGUAGAAAUACAGACUGCAGAAGCCACAUCCAGCUGUUCGAGGCCAGGGCAGCAUCCAAGAGAGGCUUCCCCACAAUGAGAUGCCUGCCUUGAGGGUGGAGAGACGGGCUCACAUUCCACACUGUCAGUCCCUGCCAGCCAUGCUUUCCACUUUGGCCGUGAACUCAGUUGCACAGUCCCCUGGCUCCACGGUCCUGUGUCGGCACAGCCAGCCACCAUUGCCGUUCUCCCUUCGUGAACUGGGUUUUGCCCUCAGUCUCUGGUUGUUCCCCCAGAAUUCCAUCCCCGCUCUCAACUCUGCUUUUGGGGACCCAGUGCUGACAGCUGGUCGUUAGUCACUUCAUAGCCUGAGCAAGGACUAGAUGGGGAGCUGGGUAGUAGGGGCAGGGGCUGAGGUGCCUAAAUCUGAUGAAGGUGAGAUCCCAUCCUGGAACCACUGGAUCCGACCUCUCGGUGGUGGGCCUGGGGCUCUGUGUUUUUAAAAGUGGCCCCUCCCUCAGUUGACUCUAAUGAUGCCAUAUGCUUGGGAAUCAUUGGUGAAGCAGAUGAAACAGAGAGGGUUGAAACAUACAGACAUCAAGCCCGCGAGGAAGGUGAGCCACCAGCUGGGAGGUUGGGGCUUGCGGGGGAACAUCAGUGAAAACUGUGAAAGCUGAUGCCUUUGUUUUUGCCCAGGUAUGCAAAACAUGUGCUUUAGCGCCCAACGCCAGCCACUUGCCCCCACCCCCUACCCCAGCACUGCUGUUGGUGGUGUUGGAACUCAGCUCCAGGCACGUGGUGGCAGCGAGCACCAACGCUGGCCCACAGGGAGUUUUUUGGAGUCUCCUGCAGAGGUGAAGAACCUGUAAUAAUGAGCAUUCCGUAAACCUUAACUUUAUUCUACGUAAAGGGUCAUCCUUCAGUCUGAGCUUUUUUUGGUGCUAAAAUGUCUUUUCUUUUUAGGAAAUGAUGGCAAAUUAGAUGGUAGUUUUAUAUUUUUAAUGUUUUCCUUGGAAAAAUAAAAUGGGGACAAUCUUACAUGGGUUUUUAGCAGUUGAUGCAAUCCCCAGGUCUGGGAACCACUGGGUUGUGGGAUAAGAGUGGGCCAGCUGGCAACAUCAGCAUGAGAACCAUCCGCUUGGGAAAACACAUCUUAAUUGCCAUGCAACUGAAUUUCAAGUGAGCUUUGGAGCCGCUAGGCAACUACCUGUCUUUAUAUCUCAUUGGAAGGACCCAACUUAGUAGGUCUCAGCCCCCAUAUCCCUUACUUCACUCUAAGAUCAGAUACUUUCCACACCUCCAAUGAGCCAUCUGGAUUUUUCCUCAGUCUUCCAACCUGUGAUGAAACAGGAUGCUGGAACCCUGGGUUUCCUGCCCUUUUAAUCUCUUGUUUCUGAGUCAUUGAAACUGGCAAUAGCCAAUCAAAUCAUUUUACAAAGAGCUGGCCACUUUGGGUGAAUAGCUAGAUGUUAUGUGGCAGGUCUGGAGAAGACUGUGGCCUCAGGGCCUCCGUUGUCAUUGCUCCCUCUGGUGAAUCUCAGAGCUGUUACCUUGGGCACUGUUGGGUGGUAUGGAACUUGUUCAAACAGGUUGCCUCUUGUCUGCUUACGAAGGGCCAAAGAGAUUUCAGUGCAACGUUUCCCUGGCCCUCUGGUUAUCUGUGGCCUCACCUGCCACCUAUAGGUUCUACUGAAGCCUCUGAGCAAGCCAGAGAGGCAGGGAGGGGCACCAGGGAGUGGGUGUGGUGUAGUAGUGGGUGGCCACUGUGGUUCAUACCCAAAGUCUCCAUGGCCAGGUGUAAGGCCCAUUGUUGGCAGCUGCCCAAGGCAUCUGAGGCCUUGUCCAUAGCCCAGGGCAGGCCUAAGACUGAUGGAGUGACUCCAUCUAUGAUCUAAAUGUACUCCAGGCUCCUGUCUCCCUGCUGCUGCUCUUGGCUUCCACAUUGGGACUCCAGGGGCCUGAGAGCAGGACAGGGGAUAAGGACUUUAUGAGUCUGCAUUUAGUUUGCUAAUUUUAGCCUUUUCUCUUGAUGCCCACAUUCUUUGCUUUCUGUUUUAGGCUUAUUCUGAUUUGAAGUGCAAUCUCAGGUUUGCUUAGUAUCUGCUGUUAGUGCCGUUUGCCCUAGUUCUUUGUUCCUUUCUUUUUUAAAAUUGUGUUAUAAGUUUACAAAUCAAGUCAGUCUCUCUUACAAAAACUUACAUACACCUAGCUGUGCACCCCCUAAUGAGACAGCACACUCCUCCUCUCCACCCUGUGUUCCCUAUGUCCAUUCAACCAGCUCCUGUACCCCCUCUGCCUUCUCCUGUCGCCUCCAGACAGAAGCUGCCCACAUAGUCUUAUGUGUGUACUUGAGCCAAGAAGCUCGCUCCUCACCAGUGUCAUUUUCUCUCGUAGUCUAGUCCAACCCUGUCUGAGGAGUUGGCUUUAGGAAUGGUUCCAGUCUUGGGCUAACGGAAGGUGUUUCUUGUUUUUACUUGUGUUUACGUUUGUUCCUUUAAUCUUUACUUCUCUGACCUCUGCGUUAUUUCCCUUUUUACCACGAAGUUUUAAAAGGAAUAAAGAUGUGAGUUUCCUUAUUUUUAUGCUUUUAAAAAGUGCCUUUACUUGAACAUUUAUUUUAACUUUUUUUUUUUAAAGCUCUGCUU
Molecule: messenger RNA, 7205 nt
Organism: Loxodonta africana (African savanna elephant)
Lineage: Eukaryota; Metazoa; Chordata; Mammalia; Proboscidea; Elephantidae
Gene: DHX35
Product: DEAH-box helicase 35
Exons: 22
Coding region: 91-2202 (703 amino acids)
Cellular component (GO): intracellular anatomical structure; catalytic step 2 spliceosome
Molecular function (GO): helicase activity; RNA binding
Source: RefSeq, a predicted model, not a curated record